Molecule: messenger RNA, 975 nt
Organism: Myzus persicae (green peach aphid)
Lineage: Eukaryota; Metazoa; Arthropoda; Insecta; Hemiptera; Aphididae
Product: muscle-specific protein 20
Exons: 4
Coding region: 308-820 (170 amino acids)
Molecular function (GO): protein binding
Source: RefSeq, a predicted model, not a curated record
CCCUAGUCUCCGAGGGACCGGUGGGCAGACGCGUAGCGGCUUCCGAUCCGUGACAGUGACUACGUUUUCAUAGAGUAUUUUAUAUUAUCGUCAUAAAUUCGCGGUACAGCUGUAGGAUUGAGUGUGACUAGUGUGAGGUGUGCGAAGACGACAAUCGCCGGACAUCAUCAAAUACCGCGAGCAGACUGCUGCACGUCGAAGACACGAGACUGUGCGCUCGAAAAGCAUCAUAAAGAUCCGAGUCUCGUGCGGUUCAUAAAUCGAUAUAUUGUUGUGCUCAGCAGCGGACGGCACGAACGCGGGAAAAAUGCCGGCUAAAAACAAGGAACAAGAAAAAGAGAUGUUGGAGUGGAUUGGUAAUGUUUUGGGUGAGCCGAUUCCUGGAGGCGUCUCGUACGAGGAUUAUCUGAAGGACGGUGUUGUGCUUUGCAACCUCAUCAACAAGAUAGCCCCCGGAUCGGUGAAAAAAAUACAGACCAAGGGUUCAAACUUCCAGCUGAUGGAGAACAUUCAACGAUUUCAAGCGGCCAUCAAAAAAUACGGUGUACCGGAAGAAGAGAUUUUCCAAACUGCCGAUUUGUUCGAACGCAGAAACAUACCGCAGGUGACGCUCUGCCUUUACGCCCUCGCUCGCAUUACCCAAAAGCACCCGGAGUACACUGGCCCGGCAUUGGGACCUAAAAUGGCUGAUGCUAAUAAGAGAGAAUUUACCGAAGACCAGUUGAGAGCAUCCGAAGGUCACCUCAACCUUCAAAUGGGAUUCAACAAAGGUGCCUCUCAGUCGGGAUUGGGAUCUUUUGGCAACUCUAGGCAUAUGUAAUUGACAGCAACUUUGUAAAUCAAAAACACACACGCUCUACAAUGAUAUUAUACAUCUGCGUACUACUAUCACGAUGACUUGCUAAGAUUAUUCAAUUAUAUUUUGUUACUCGCGAAGAAGCGACAUUUUUAUUAUUAUAUAUUAUAUUUUUUUUU